AUGAAUUCUCCUAUAUGCCCUGCUGAGAAUGUUCGCUCUAAUUAUCGUACAAGAGGUUAUCUUCCAAUAGAAAGUUAUGGAUUAGUUGGAAAUUUGAGAACAGUUGCAUUAUGUGGAACAGAUGGAUCCAUUGAUUUUAUGUGUUAUCCAAAAUUCGAUAGUCCUUCAAUUUUUGCAAGACUUUUGGAUAACCAAAAGGGAGGUCAGGCGCAUACAUAUUGUAUAUUUAUAUUUCCAACAACAGCCUAUACAAGCAAUAAACAACAAUACCUUCCAAGUUCUAAUAUUUUAACUACCCGAUUUCUCAGUGAGGAGGGUGUCAGUGUGAUUACUGAUUAUAUGCAUAUUCCAGAAAGUUAUCAUGUUCCUCUUGUAAGACCUCUGCUACCAUGGCUGGUUAGACAUGUUGAAGUAAUUCGGGGUGAAACCGCUUUUCAUCUUGAAUUGUCCCCAGCUUUCAAUUAUGCAUUGGAUUCUCAUUCUGCAGAAAUAAUUGAUAACAAAAUCUCCUCUGAGACUUCUUCUGUUGGGAGUCAAUGUGUAAAUUUUAUUUCAAAAGGUUUAAAGAUGGAUCUUCGAUAUGUUGCAAAAAGUGGUGAAGGUGCUGCUCCACAUAUUGAAUUCAAAUUAUUGAAUCACAAGGAGCUUAAAGGUCCUUGUGUAGUUGCAGAUUUCACUUUGAAAGAAACUCAAGAAGUUAUCUUUAUUUUUCGAGAAAUCCCUGAUACAAUACAUAAUAAUAAGAUUGAAAAUGAAUGUGAUCCUAUUAUGCAUAAAUCUUUGAACCCUCCAAUUAAUUUUUCUUUAUUGAAAUCGAUGUUUCGUGAAACUUUGCAUUUUUGGCAAAAUUGGAUUGCACAAUCGUCUUAUAAAGGACGAUGGAGAGAAUAUGUACAUCGAAGUGCUCUUACCUUAAAACUAUUAACUUAUGAACCGACUGGUGCAGUUGUCGCAGCUCCAACUUUUGGUCUUCCAGAAGCCAUUGGAAGUAAUAGGAAUUGGGAUUAUCGAUAUACAUGGGUUAGGGAUUCCGCGUUUACAGUUUAUGCUUUAAUGAGACUUGGAAUGACAGAAGAAGCGAAACACUAUAUGAAAUUCAUGGAAGAAAGAUGUGCAGAUUUGAAUCCGGAUGGAUCAUUAAAUAUCAUGUAUAGUAUUGAUGGUGAAAAACGAUUAGAUGAAAUGGAACUUAAUCAUUUAGAUGGAUAUCGAAGUUCACGUCCUGUACGUAUAGGAAAUGGUGCAUAUGAUCAUGUUCAAUUGGAUAUUUAUGGUGAAUUAUUAGAUGCCCUAUAUUUAUAUAAUAAACAUGGUAGUCCAAUCUCUUAUGAUAUGUGGGUUAGCAUACGUAAAUUAGUUAACUAUGUAUGUGAUAAUUGGAUGACUGAUGAUAUGAGUAUUUGGGAAGUCCGUGGUAAAAGAAUGAAUUUUACUUAUUCUAAAAUUAUGUGCUGGGUUGCUGUAGAUCGAGGACUUCGAUUAUCAGAAAAACGUGUAUUUCCGUGCCCAGAAAGGAAUCGAUGGUUAGAAGUUAGAGACACAAUAUAUGAAGAAAUUAUGGUCAAAGCUUGGAAUCCUAAAAGAAAAUUUUUCACACAAUCUUAUGAAGCUUUAGAUUCUUUAGAUUCUUCAGUAUUGAUUAUGCCUUUAGUAUUCUUUAUUAGUCCAAGUGAUCCAAGAUUUUUAAGUACUAUUAACCAAAUUCUGUUACCGCCUGAGAAAGGUGGACUUACAGUAAAUAAUCUUGUUUUCCGAUACAACAAUCUCACCACAGACGAUGGUUUAAGUGGAGAAGAAGGAUCAUUUUCAAUGUGUACAUAUUGGUUAAUCGAGGCAUUAACACGUGCCGGAAAAUACGAUCGAAAAUUACUAGAAAAAGCAGAAUUAAUAUUUGAACUAAUGAUUGGAUAUGGAAAUCAUUUAGGAUUGUAUAGUGAAGAAAUUGCACAUGGUGGCGAACUUUUAGGAAAUUUUCCUCAAGCUUUUACACAUAUUGCUCUUAUUAGUGCUGCAUUCAAUUUAGAUCGUGUAUUGAAUGAGCAGGAGUGGCAAGAAGCACCCAUGCCUCCUAGUUAUGGAUGUCGCAACCACAACGAUCAAGAAGAUCCUCAGAAGAACAACGAAAAGUUGUGUCUUCCUAGUUGUGGACAACGCAGUCUUCAAAAAGAACACUGCGAAGGACAUCCCGAGUGGCAAGAAGCUCCUAGUUAUGGAUGCCGCAACCACAACGAUCAAGAAGAUCCUCAGAAGGACAACGAAAAGUUGUGCCUUCCUAGUUGUGGACAACGCAGUCUUCAAAAAGAACACUUUAUGGGUGUCGCAACCACAACGAUCAAGAAGAUCCUCAGAAGAACAACGAAAAGUUGUGUCUUCCUAGUUGUGGACAACGCAGUCUUCAAAAAGUACACUGUCGAAGGACAUAUAACAAUCAAGAAGCUUCUAGUUAUGGAUGUCGCAACCACAACGAUCAAGAAGAUCCUCAGAAGAACAACGAAAAGUUGUGUCUUCCUAGUUGUGGACAACGCAGUCUUCAAAAAGAACACUGUCGAAGGACAUUCCCCUCAUACGCUAAACGAUUCAUCCAAAGAUUUAUCACAUCAAAAUAUUCAAUCAGCAGGGAAAAAAAGACCUCGCGCUGAUAUUGUGUGUGAUGAAUGUAAGAAAUCAAAAAAAAGGUGUAUAGGCUGGGAUCAAAAUGCAAUACCUUUUAUUCCAUGUAGCGGAUGUUGUAAAAAAGGUAUUGAAUGUAUCCUUCCUCCUCAUUGCAACUUAUGUCAAAAGAAACUUGAUAAUAUCUUGGUUAAAGACGAGGAUUUUGAAAAGUUAGAGGAGAUUCAAUUAUUGAAAAAUGAUAUAUUAACGAAAAACAAAUCAUUGAAAGAUGAUAUAUUAACAAAAGACGAAAAUUUGAAAAAGCUGGAAAGAGAAAUUCAAUCAUUGAAAGAUUGUAUCUUGGUUAAAGACGAGAAUUUUGAAAAGUUAGAGAAGGAGAUUCAAUUAUUGAAAAAUGAUAUAUUAACGAAGGACAAAUCGUUGAAAGAUGAUAUAUUAGCAAAAGACGAAAAUUUGAAAAAGUUGGAGAGAGAAAUUCAAUCGUUGAAAGAUUGUAUCUUGGUAAAAGAUGAAAAUUUUGAAAGGUUGAAGAAAGAGAUCCAAACGUUGAAAGAUGAAAAUUUUGAAAGGUUGAAAGAGAAUCAGUUGCUGAGAGACGAUACCUUAGAGAAAAUCAAAAUGGUUGAAGAGAGAAUUAAAUUGUUGGAAACCGAUAAUUUGAUAAAAGGUAAAGUUUAUUUCUAG
Dentiscutata erythropus is the source of this 3297-nucleotide messenger RNA. The record is from the annotation of a GenBank genome assembly. Lineage: Eukaryota; Fungi; Glomeromycota; Glomeromycetes; Diversisporales; Gigasporaceae.